AUGUACCGAAGCGGAAGGAUGCUGGCUGGUUGUCGUCGUUGGAGGGAGCGCACGUUUCUCGUUGUGAGUGUGGGUUUGCCAAAGCGAAAGAUGAGACCCUUUUAUGACGUCAGAUAUCCAGUUUCCUCCCGGAACACUCAAAGAUCCAGCGAAGAUCAAAGAUCACAUAUCGAGAAUGAGUCUGAUCAGAGCAUCCAUUGCGCUGGUGGUUCCGUCGGCGGCAGCUGCUGUGUUGUUCCCAGAAUCACCGAUUUAUGUGGCUGCUGCAACGGUGGCACUGUUUAUCUUUGCCAAGAGUUGCUCUCGCCCCUUGUUCAACGAGGAGGAACACUGUGGCCAAGACAACACCCUGACGACGGAGGCACUUUUGCCCUAUUUCGUCUCCUGGAGACGAUUUGCUUUAGGGGUAAUGGUACCGAUGGGGGCAGAGGUUUGAAUUAUACCCGGCGCGCAUUACUUAGAAGGCCCUGUAGAAGUCUACGUAUUCGACUAGUAUUGUAUUGA
Molecule: messenger RNA, 504 nt
Organism: Seminavis robusta
Lineage: Eukaryota; Bacillariophyta; Bacillariophyceae; Naviculales; Naviculaceae
Source: the annotation of a GenBank genome assembly